Molecule: messenger RNA, 455 nt
Organism: Cylicocyclus nassatus
Lineage: Eukaryota; Metazoa; Nematoda; Chromadorea; Rhabditida; Strongylidae
Source: the annotation of a GenBank genome assembly
GACAACACGAGCCUUAGGCCCGGAGGCCUCGGCGGCCUCCGGGUCGCCGAAAGCGCCGUAUGCGCGCCACCUCCUUCUGAAUGUUCCGCGGAGUUCAGUGGAUCGCAGGAAAGUAAGGAGCUGUUGAAGCAGUUGUCAACUGUGAAUCGAUCACUAGCUGCUACGAAUCUUCAAGUCGUUUUAUAGUUUGAAAGCGAUAGCGAGAGAAAAAAAGAAAAGAAGAAAAAAUAUGCAAUCCUGAGCAAGGUCGACGCAUUGGUCGAUCGAAUACAAAUCAACAUCAACGUGCAAAAAUCCGACCCCCCACCCAAACAAUAGCAUACGAAAGUAGUCGAUAACAACAUCGAGGAGUCUCUGCUAUCAUAAUGUUAUAUAAUUUUGUUUGAUUCGUUAGUAUUUACAUGUUCGUUAGUCUUCAAGAACAUCGAUUUUAUUUUUAGUCACGUUUUUACUAC